UUGCGGUACCCGGAUUGCAUAGCCCCCAGCCUCAAUGACCAUCAUGUCAUCUUCCACUGGCUUUGUAAUUCAAGGCUGUAUGCCAGGCAGAAUUUGGAGGUUUUGUAUGCCAUCCCUCAGGCUCGGGAACCGCACGUUUUGACAGAGUCAUCAGCCGCCAAUAUGGCAAUACACAUAUCAGCACGUUGUUCCCGACGCCAGGAAUAAGCGUUUACAAAGAUUCUUCAAGGCCGCGCCACGUGUAACGGACUCUGUGAUCUGAUGAAAAGGACCUGAUACCAUGUCAACGGUUUCCCAAUUAUUCAAUGUUCGUCCUGACGAACCAACACAGGCAUUUCUGGCUUCGGCCUUUUGGCCUGGAAUACCGUGGCGGCCCAACGAUUUCGCGGACUUCUUCAGAUAUUUCAAUGAUCACAUCAACGACCUCAAAUGGCCUCAUGGGGUUGUCGAUGAGACUAAAUUUGCUGCUCGUACCUUCGACGAGCUCGUCGCUAUCGUCAAGGAGCUGGGAGACAAAAGAGAUAGUCCACGCGAGGAGGCUUUGACGUCGAUAAAACAGUUGCAAGUGUUCCAGAACAAGCAGCAGACAGAUCGGCAAGUUCGCAUGGUUGAUCUACCGCCUUACGGGCCCACGUCGGGCGCCGUUGAGUAUGCUGUUUGGGGCCCUAAGAACACGCUCGCGGACCUCUGCAGACAGCAAUUCCAAAUCUCGAAAUUUAUCCCAACCGCUCGAGAAGCCCGGUUAGACACCGGUUUCAAUGCUAUGAACCUGAUGCACAUCUGCGGGAUCAAGAUUGCCUGGACCGACAAUUUGUUUGACCACCUCCAUUACGAUCAAUCGCCAGUGCCGAGAAGCUGGUGGCGGUUUUGGCAUUAUCAUGGUUCGGGUGGGACGAUUCGGAUCUAUCCCCACAAGUUCUGUCUCGCGAGACACUAUGAGACAACCAAUGUCUACGGAAACGAUCUCUUAGAGGAGACCAUGAAGUCCCUCGAUCUUCUGUUCCCUUUUGGACACGACCAGACACGAGAUUUUCUCAGCCAAGAGCUUCAUCCAUUCUUCCUUGCUGAACCGACAUUUCCCAGGACCAUGGACUUGGGAGAUUUCAACUUUUGGCGGAGAAAAAUUGUCAUAUUGUAUGACGCCUUCAAUGCCCCCCCUUCUAGAGUGCAACAAAUGUGGAGGGAUACUCGUAACCCGAUGCAGUGGUGGACUUUUUGGCUUGCUGUCUUAAUCACCAUCCUCACGACCGUCUUUGGAGUGAUCUCUGGGUACACAUCUUUCCAACAGGUUGAGUUAGCAAAGCAAACAUACAGGCUCUCUGUCCAGCAGGCAUGCGGUCAGAACGAUCUCAUUCAACAAAUGUGUCCUCUGAGAUGAGAGUGUGAGGGUUUCUCUACACCCACCAAAAAUUGGUAUAACCAUUUAACAAUCAUCUGGUUUCUCUAUGCAUUGGAUGAGUGGAGCCAGCCUUUGAAUGCCAUACUAAGGGUUUCGCGAGGUAAAUCACGGGCGUGUCCAAUAGCCAUCAGCUGGCAGGAAAGUCUGGUCGCUGAGACCUUGGUUCGGAAUAACCUUGCGCCCACGAAACAUGUACUUGUCCAUGAAGACAGGAGACAAACGGAGUGUUUAUGUAGAAACAGGUCCUGAGCGCAUAUAGUAGUGGAGUGU
Molecule: messenger RNA, 1669 nt
Organism: Hyaloscypha bicolor E
Lineage: Eukaryota; Fungi; Ascomycota; Leotiomycetes; Helotiales; Hyaloscyphaceae
Exons: 3
Coding region: 281-1378 (365 amino acids)
Source: RefSeq, a predicted model, not a curated record